This is a messenger RNA of Didymodactylos carnosus, 738 nucleotides long. Lineage: Eukaryota; Metazoa; Rotifera; Eurotatoria; Philodinida; Philodinidae. The record is from the annotation of a GenBank genome assembly.
AUGGAUACAAAUACUUCUACUUUUAUCGAUGUUUCUCCACCGUCAUCGAUUAAAUCAGAGCCACCAACUGGAACGUUACAUAAUCCAGUGUAUCCAUCCGAUUUUCGUGAUCACAGUCCAUCAUUUCUCGAUAUGCUUGGUAUUCCGAUUGAAAGUGAUAUUAAUAAUAGUCAUGAUGGUCAACAAAAUUAUGCUAACGAUGGAAACGAGCAGAUGUUUGGGGGAUACUCAGCUCCUACCAUUCCCAUGUUUAUUAAUAUGGGCUAUCAGGAUAAUAUAGACGAUAUUGCAUUUGCCCCAACAACAACAAAUACGAUUUCACGUUCUUUAGCUUCCAUCGAUGUCGAAAAUUUACCCACAACUACGUCUACAAUUAGACAGCGUCCACAUUAUCAUCAUUUCCCACAUCAUCAACAAUUUAACAGAUAUCCGUAUGUUCAACGUGCACCAAGAAUGGUACGGCAAGCAACUUUACCAUCAAAUUUAGACAAUUUAGCUUUGAUCGAACAUUGUCCACAGCCACGACGCUCCUAUUAUGCAUUAAGACGACAGCGAAUUCCAGUAGCGCCUCCAAUGCCAAAACAUUUAUAUUAUUCCGGUCAUGCACAUUGGAAAGCGCCCGUUCCAUUGGAUGAUGAAGAAGAAGCAGAAGUUAGAAACAAAACAGAUCAUUUUUCACGUAUUGUGAUUGUCUGCUUGAAAGAAAUGUAUUGUCAAUAUUUUUCUGUAAUCUUGUGA